CCGACGCAGCAUGGCGGAACCGACAGCCGUCCGCUGGCUGGACCAUCGUCCGGAUGUUUCGCUACUGCCGCGUAAGCCCGGCAUGCGAAUCGCGCGAAGGCAAUCUCGCGACAUGUGAGCCGCCCACUUGUCGGAUCGUCAUUGCGAUCAGUUUAGUUUCGCGACGAGGCCAGACCCCUCCGAGAUGAACGUAUACGUCGCUAUCACGUGCUUCCUGCUGGUCACACUGAUCGCCCUUACGAGCGGUCAACUAAUGUCAAAAGAGCAUCGGACUCACGCGGCUUCUGAAAGAGCCAACGAUUUGUGGUGCUAUCAAUGCUUUACUAUGGAGCACGGUGAGAGAUGUGCCAAUCUCACUGACAAUACUGGCAACUCCAGUACCUUCAAGCACAAAUGCACGGACGACAGAAGAAUGUGCAUGGUGAAGCGAUUUUCCUACACCACCAGCACCGCGAACUCGACCUCCAGCCAGAAGAUGUGGGCCCUCGAGAGAAACUGCACGAACAAAUGCGAGCCCGGAUGCAUCAUAAUCGGCGAGCGCACCAAACUCUACGGCUGCACUGCCUGUUGCGAGACUAAUCUAUGCAACAACGGUACCGGUACUGCCAACGACCUAACGAUCAAAGAAACCGACUUCCUGCUGGCCCUCGUGCUCCAAGCUGUCUUGACCGUUAUCAUGUACCCGUCCUGACAGUGUCAAUAAAAACCUCUAAUCACAAUAUAUGCCCCCCUCGCCAGCACGGGCGCCCCGCGGCGCUCCAAUUUGUCUGCGUCCCCCCAACAUUCGAAACAUACCCCGUGAAAAUCUAACACUUCGCCGACGGGACGCGUAAAACUAUUCUUUAUAUAACAUUCUGUAUAUAGCAUAGAUUAUAUUCAUUAUCAUGUAAAACCUCCCUAUGUCUUUUUCAAAAGUUUAUAAAUAUAUAUAUUUUUAAAUAUAAAAAUUACAGUGGC
Molecule: messenger RNA, 957 nt
Organism: Solenopsis invicta (red fire ant)
Lineage: Eukaryota; Metazoa; Arthropoda; Insecta; Hymenoptera; Formicidae
Exons: 3
Coding region: 185-691 (168 amino acids)
Source: RefSeq, a predicted model, not a curated record